AUGAAGACUCUAGGGAUCAUUGGCGGUUCUUCGCCCGUUGCUACCGUUGAAUACUACAGAAUAAUUAAUGCUGGUAUUCAAAAGCGUCUUGGUGGCGUUAGUUCUGGAGAGAUUAUCAUCAGCUCGAUCGACUUCGGGAAGGCAAAUGAUUUUAUUGCCAACGAUCAAUGGGAUGAAGCCACGGUUUACCUCAACAAGAAGGCAAAAGGCCUCGAGCAGGCUGGCGCUGAACUGAUCUUAUUUGCUGCUAACACGUGGCAUAAGGUGGUGGAUGGGUUUAUGAAGGACGUCCGGAUUCCCUUUUUGCAUAUUGUUGAUCCAACGGGACGAGCAAUACAGAAGGCCCAUCUAAAGAAGGUUGCCUUGCUGGGAACUAAGCCGACGAUGGCCUACACUUUCCUGUCACAAAGGUACACCGCGAAAUUUGGAAUUGAGAUUCUUGUGCCAUCGCCUGAAGAGCAAGAUGUCAUCAACAGGAUAAUUUUCAUAGAGCUUUCUCAGGGCAACUUCAGGUCAGAUUCCAAGGCAUACUAUUUCAAAGUUAUGGACAGGCUUGCGGAAGGGGGCGCUCAAGGAGUCAUCUUGGGAUGUACAGAAAUCCCCCUUUUAAUCAAUCAAGCCGAUAGACCGGCUCUUCCAAUGUUCGACUCAACGACACUUUUCGGGGCCAAUUCACCCAAUCCAACUUCCCCAGUAGAGACGUUAAGUCGCGCUCAGGAAGACGGUCUCCGGAGCGACGACUCUGAAGGCAUCUUUCAAGGCGUCCCUUUAAGCAUUGGAUUGCUAACUCCAGUUUUGCCUAGGCACGCCGAAGCUGCAGUUCAAGCUAUGCUUGAAGAAUGA
Molecule: messenger RNA, 843 nt
Organism: Bacidia gigantensis
Lineage: Eukaryota; Fungi; Ascomycota; Lecanoromycetes; Lecanorales; Ramalinaceae
Exons: 3
Coding region: 1-843 (280 amino acids)
Molecular function (GO): amino-acid racemase activity
Source: RefSeq, a predicted model, not a curated record